Sclerotinia sclerotiorum 1980 UF-70 is the source of this 1470-nucleotide messenger RNA. RefSeq lists its product as hypothetical. The transcript is spliced from 3 exons. Gene Ontology annotation, molecular function: glucokinase activity; D-glucose binding; fructokinase activity. Gene Ontology annotation, cellular component: cytosol; mitochondrion. The coding region runs from base 1 to 1470 and encodes 489 amino acids. The record is from RefSeq and is a predicted model, not a curated record. Gene Ontology annotation, biological process: intracellular glucose homeostasis; glucose 6-phosphate metabolic process; glycolytic process. NCBI's taxonomy places the organism in Eukaryota, Fungi, Ascomycota, Leotiomycetes, Helotiales, Sclerotiniaceae.
AUGACUUCAGAUUCACCAAUCACUUUGUUCCUUCAACCUUUGGAUGUUGAUAUUAAUAAGAUUCAUGCAUUAGCUAAGAGUCUUUGUGAGACGUUUAAGAAGUUGGCAAAGGAAUCCACAAAUCAGUUUUUGCAAACUCCUAUCUCUGAAGAAGUGUUAAGACCAGAGAAGGAGAAGGAGGGAAGAUAUUUGGCAAUCGAUAUCGGAGGUUCAAAUUUGAGAGCUGGAUUUAUUGAACUUUCCGGAUCGUCUACUGAAGGUGGUGUGGUAUUGCCAGGCAAAAUCAAUAGACUACUUGAAAAGUCAUGGCAAAUUGGUGAAGAUCACAAAUCGAAUAAUGCGGAUGAGCUCCAAAAUUCAUUGUCAGAAGCAAUGUUGAUGUCAAUGGGCAAGGGAUUUGCUAUAACCUCAAAUCUCAACCUUGGUCAGCAGCUCCUAAAAGGCUACGAAAUAUCAGCUGCAUCAUCCAAGCCCCAUCUUCCCCGCAUCAAAAUAACCGCCAUAGUGAAUGAUUCCGUGGCAACUCUAAUAUCAUUCGCCCAUCAACAUCGAAAUACACCUCACCAAAAGGCCUCCAUGGGUCUCAUCGUCGGCACUGGCUGCAAUGCCACUAUACCCCUCUCAAUCUCCAAGCUCCAUUCCACCAAACAGCCCUCCGCCAUCCUCAAAUCCGACGAUCACAACCGAAACGACACCAAAAUCAUCAUCAACACAGAAUGGUCUAUCAACGGCACCGCUUCUCCCCUCCGCGACCUUAACUUCAUCACAAAAUGGGACACUAUUCUCGACGUCAACAGCGAAGCCCCAGGUUUCAUGCCCUUCGAAUACAUGACGGGCGGCAAAUACCUCGGUGAACUAGGCCGUCUCAUAAUCCUCGACUAUUUCACCACCCAACUCCAGCUACCCAUCGAGACAAUUCCUCCUGUUCUCCGCAAACGUAAUGCACUGGAUGCAAGUAUACUUGCCAAAGUAGGAAGAGAAGACCAACUAUGUCAGCCACUCGAUCUCGCAAUCCCAUUCCCAGUAGACUCAAAAACCGGCAAACAGAAAAAAUGGACCCCCGAAAUGGCAGACAUCGUAGUACAAAUAGCCAAAACGAUCCAAAAACGCGCAGCAGGCAUGCUAGCAGCCGCAAUAAUCGGCCUCCUAACCACAGCCAACGAAAUCCAACUAUCCUCCUCCCACACAAGCCCCCAAGAAAGUCCCCAAAACACCAAAACCAUCCAACCCCACGAGGAUAAAAUCUCAGAACUCCUCGUAGGCUACACCGGCUCCUGCAUCUCCCAUUUCCAAGACUACCUCGCAGAUUGCCAGGCUUAUCUCGAAGAUAUCAUGCGCAAGGAACACGGUCCCGAUAAGGGCGGAAAGAGAAUCGUGCUCGAGGCUUGUAUGUAUGGUAGUAUUAUUGGAGCGGGCAUUUUGGCGGGCACGGUAGAGUGUAUGGAGGAGGAGAGAAAGAUGUGCGGUUGA